This is a messenger RNA of Copidosoma floridanum, 4290 nucleotides long. It is a transcript of the gene mbt, whose product is annotated as serine/threonine-protein kinase PAK mbt. Gene Ontology annotation, molecular function: ATP binding; protein serine/threonine kinase activity. The record is from RefSeq and is a predicted model, not a curated record. Gene Ontology annotation, biological process: protein phosphorylation. NCBI's taxonomy places the organism in Eukaryota, Metazoa, Arthropoda, Insecta, Hymenoptera, Encyrtidae.
UCAACACACAAGCAUCAGCAAAUCAUUGUUAAAUUUUGUUCCCGUUCGUGUAGUGAAGGUGGUGCACGUAGGUACCUAUAUACAUACUUUACGGUAUACAUACGAAAGAGAGAGUUUGGAGUUUGGAGUGUUUAAACAAAUUUUGGACAGUUUGGAGUUUGGACUCAUUUAUGUUGUGUAUAUACACAUGUAUAUUUACGUAUAGUCGGACAAACCUUUCAAGUGUGCUUUGACUGCUUUGAGUGUGUAUGUCUGUGAAAAAGUGCGCGUCCUAUUCGCGGUCUUCGCAGUUCGCAGUCGCACAUUCUUCGCGGAGUGUCGAGAGUGUCUCGAGGUUGCAUUUAAAUAAGUAGGUAUCUACAUACAUCCCAAGACUCCCAAGUAAUCCCCAGCUGCGUGUACACCUACUGCAUAGCAUAGCUGGCUUGAUGCUGCUACCGUCAGUGUGACUGUGUGCGUGCAGAGAGAAUUUCUCUUGUGCGCGGAGACGCAGAGAGCUCCGCCAGGAGAGAAAAUGUCGGAAAGUCGCGGCACCUGCCGCCGCAACCACCACCUCGACCACUGUUGUCCGGUUGUCGGUUCAUGACGAGCCCAUCGCUUGGGAAUCCGGGGACACUUGCAACUCUUCUCUCAUCUCCAAGAACACACGCCUAACAAGUGUUAAGAGCUUAAGAAUCAUUACUCAAUCAUUAAUAAACUGCAACAGCAAGUAUUAACCAUGUUUGCCAAAAAGAAGAAGAAACCUCAGAUUUCAACGCCAACAAAUUUUGAACACAGAGUUCACACUGGUUUUGACAAAAGGGAGGGUAAAUUUGUUGGAUUACCAUUACAAUGGGCUUCGAUUGUUGGAAACAAUCAAAUCUUAAAGUCGACCAACAGGCCUCUUCCACUGGUGGAUCCAAGUGAAAUCACACCAACAGAAAUCCUGGAUUUAAAAACAAUAGUACGUGGUCACAAUGAUCCAAGAAUGAGCAAGUCGUCUAUAGAUAAAUCAAUGGAGACUAACUUGCCAAAAAUGAGCAGUGUUGCACGAUCAAAUUCAUUAAGGUCUUCCAGUCCCCCAAGACUAAGGAGGGACUACAGGAACAAUACAAAUUUACCCCCAUCUGUUCCAGAAGGCCAAGAAAUGACUAAUAAUCCCACACCAACGCAAAUGUAUUCCAACUUCAAUAAAACUCACGGAUACGCUGAUAAAAUGAGGCCAAACAAUCCAGCAAUAAAUUCAGGCCACAAUAACAUGAUUCCAAAUCUUCAAAAUUUAAACCCCAACAUGCAGUCUUCACCAAAUUUGCCUCAUACGAGUAACAAUGUACAAAAUUUGUCGAUAAACUUCCAAAAUUUGAGUCCAAUUCCAAGCAUGCAAAGUCCACCAUCAAAUCCAAAUAUUCCGCAAAUGCAAGAAUACGACUUCCAAAGGAUUAAUCCAUCUGCAGCUGGCCCACCGCCUACUCAAUACAACGGAAACAUUCAACAUUCCAAGCUUGAUUCAUCAAAGAUUGUUCCAAAUCAAAAUAUGAUGCUUCAGCUUAAAGUGUCACCUGUUGGCUCGAUAGCUUCUCAAAGACCUUUGAGCCAAUUAAGUUCGCACAAUGUUACCAAGCAUACUCAGAAUUACGGAGCAAUGGAAAAUCCAAGCUUCCACACCCACUUCCAAAAACCUAUAGAGAGUUCUCAGUCUAUGCAUAAUCUCUCAAAAACGACAGCUUUGUCCAAUAUGCCAGGGGCUAGUACAACACCAGAUCAGAAUCAGAACUUGAAGAAUGCCAUGUCAUCUGGCAACUUAGCUGUAAAUGCUUCUGGACCAGUUGCAAAUAAUUCUGGAAAGCAAAGUGCUGAGCAGAGGUUGACUCAUGAGCAAUUUAGAGCCGCAUUACAGAUGGUGGUAAGCACGGGAGAUCCUCGAGAAAAUUUGGAAAACUUUUUGAAAAUUGGUGAAGGCAGUACGGGAACGGUGUGCAUAGCUACAGACAGAACGACGAAUCGUCAAGUAGCGGUGAAAAAAAUGGAUCUUAGGAAGCAGCAGCGUCGCGAGCUGCUAUUCAACGAAGUUGUAAUUAUGAGGGAUUAUCAUCAUCCUAAUAUCGUCGAGAUGUAUGAUAGUUUCCUCGUGAACGACGAACUUUGGGUUGUAAUGGAAUACUUGGAAGGAGGAGCCCUUACGGACAUUGUCACGCACUCUCGAAUGGAUGAGAGCCAGAUCGCAACUGUAUGUCUGCAGUGCCUUAAACCUUUGCAGUACCUGCACUCACAGGGUGUCAUUCAUAGAGAUAUCAAAUCAGAUUCAAUUUUACUCACUGCCGAUGGAAGAGUCAAACUCUCUGACUUUGGUUUUUGUGCUCAAGUUUCGCAGGAAUUGCCAAAGCGAAAGUCACUUGUCGGUACGCCCUAUUGGAUGAGUCCUGAAGUUAUUUCUAGGUUACCGUAUGGGCCUGAAGUAGAUAUUUGGUCUUUGGGUAUAAUGAUCAUCGAAAUGGUUGAUGGAGAACCACCAUUUUUCAAUGAACCACCUUUGCAAGCAAUGAGACGGAUCAGAGACAUGCCACCUCCAAAGUUGAAAAAUUCUCAUAAAGUGAGCCCAAAAUUGCAGAAAUUUUUGGAAAAAAUGUUGGUCCGAGACCCAGCUCACAGAGCCACUGCAGCUCAACUAUUGGAGGACCCAUUUCUCAUGCAGGCCCAAAGCCCUAGUAUUUUAAUUCCGCUGAUGCGAGGAUCCAGAAACACGACUUGUUAAUCAGGGACUCGUUCAUUUGUUGAGUAAAAGAGAAUAGACAAGAGAGCUGAGAGAAAAAUGAUCACAGCGCCUGUAUGUAUGUAUUUCGCUUGACGCUUGUAGCUAAGCGUUUCUCGAUUUUGGCACUUGUCAAAUUUUCGUAGCCUUUGAUGUUCAUUCACCGAAAGCACGCGCCUACAGUUUAUCGAGUUUGCUAGAUGUUAUUCGUUGUUGUGACAACUAGAAACACGAAAGAAAAAAAAUGUAUUUCCAAGUGCCUUGAUACAGUAGGAUUCCUUGAUGAGGUGUACAUAUAUUAUAUAUGUUGAACUAUUCUUUAAAAGUAUUCAAGCUCUCCCUUUAUUGAAACAGAAACAUCUGGGUUUGCUUUUUUUUUAUUUUUUAUACUCGACAUUAUUUUAUCAUUGUCGAAUUUAUCGAAAUUCGAUGAGACACACACACCAUAGAUUUAUAUUCAUUUUCAUCAUAUCGCUAACUAAUUAAUCGCAUUAAACUCAUGUACAAUACUUGAGAUUUAAGAUUCACCAAAGGCAAUUUUAAAAUUCACAAUCACGAAUAUUAACACUUAUUCUUUGUUGUUUUUAUUUUCCAUUAAUAGUCAUUUACAAUAGGCAGCUCAUAGAUAUAUAUUAUAUACACAUAUUAUAUAAAUAAUUGACACUUGAAUCAAGAUGAAUCCAGUUUAAAAAAUUAUUUAUCAAUGAUAAAGAACACAGAGUUUAAAAGAAUGAUUUACAAGAAAAGACUUUAUCUCGUAACAUUCCACGUAAAUGGAUAUGUGAUAUUUUUUAUUGGCAUACUAAUAAAUAAAAGAUUGUGACAUAUAUACUCGCACUGUUGAGAAAAAGAAUAUACUUAUUCAGACUUUAUAGGAAGCAUUUUCACAUACAUAGAUUGUUGAAUAAUCAUAAAUAACCGUAACGUCAUAUUAAAAAAAAAAUUAAAAAAAAAAACCUGUCAUGUACGAUUUUUCAUCUUGCCAUUACUUUUGUUUUGUAUUUUAGCAAUAUUAUUUUUUAAACGAAAAGUAUCACGAGGGUUGUAAUUUUAUUUUCGAUAAUUGUAUUUUAUAAAGGGUACAUUUAAGGAUUAAGUUCUUACACCUGACUAAUUAACACUCAUCACCCCCUCAAGCUGUUGAAAAUUAUUAACGAAAGUACAAUGAGACGAACUGUAAAUAUAUAGAAGCUAGAUGAUAAAAAUAAAAGUAUAUUGAUUUUUUGGAGAUUCUCUGUAUUUUUAUUUAUAAAUAAAAAUGAUGUUCCAAAAGGUUGUGAAGACAUGUACUUAUACAUAAAUGACUAUUCACUCGAAAAAUUGUAAUUUUUUUUCUCACUGAACUGCACAUGUGGAGUGCUAUUAAUGCCAAUUAUAAUCAUAAAAAUACCUAUUCAUAGCUACAGCGUAAAACCUUUAAAAGUUGUCGACUUUUAUUUAUUGAGCGAGCAAAACAAUUUGAUCAAGAUUGGAGGCGCCAACAUGAAAUUUCUCUCUUCACGACUGAUCGGACUAUACAAUGCGAUUCUUGAAAAACUUUUCAUUCAAAGACGCUAAGUCGA